Molecule: messenger RNA, 7671 nt
Organism: Gorilla gorilla gorilla (western lowland gorilla)
Lineage: Eukaryota; Metazoa; Chordata; Mammalia; Primates; Hominidae
Gene: CSF1
Product: colony stimulating factor 1
Exons: 8
Coding region: 194-1858 (554 amino acids)
Biological process (GO): osteoclast differentiation; positive regulation of macrophage differentiation
Cellular component (GO): membrane
Molecular function (GO): growth factor activity; cytokine activity
Source: RefSeq, a predicted model, not a curated record
GAGGGCUGGCCAGUGAGGCUCGGCCCGGGGAAAGUGAAAGUUUGCCUGGGUCCUCUCGGCGCCAGAGCCGCUCUCCGCAUCCCGGGACAGCGGUGCGGCCCUCGGCCGGGGCGCCCACUCCGCAGCAGCCAGCGAGCGAGCGAGCGAGCGAGCGAGGGCGGCCGACGCGCCCGGCCGGGACCCAGCUGCCCGUAUGACCGCGCCGGGCGCCGCCGGGCGCUGCCCUCCCACGACAUGGCUGGGCUCCCUGCUGUUGUUGGUCUGUCUCCUGGCGAGCAGGAGUAUCACCGAGGAGGUGUCGGAGUACUGUAGCCACAUGAUUGGGAGUGGACACCUGCAGUCUCUGCAGCGGCUGAUUGACAGUCAGAUGGAGACCUCGUGCCAAAUUACCUUUGAGUUUGUAGACCAGGAACAGUUGAAAGAUCCAGUGUGCUACCUUAAGAAGGCAUUUCUCCUGGUACAAGACAUAAUGGAGGACACCAUGCGCUUCAGAGAUAACACCCCCAAUGCCAUCGCCAUUGUGCAGCUGCAGGAACUGUCUUUGAGGCUGAAGAGCUGCUUCACCAAGGAUUAUGAAGAGCAUGACAAGGCCUGCGUCCGAACUUUCUAUGAGACACCUCUCCAGUUGCUGGAGAAGGUCAAGAAUGUCUUUAAUGAAACAAAGAAUCUCCUUGACAAGGACUGGAAUAUUUUCAGCAAGAACUGCAACAACAGCUUUGCUGAAUGCUCCAGCCAAGAUGUGGUGACCAAGCCUGAUUGCAACUGCCUGUACCCCAAAGCCAUCCCUAGCAGUGACCCGGCCUCUGUCUCCCCUCAUCAGCCCCUCGCCCCUUCUGUGGCCCCUGUGGCUGGCUUGACCUGGGAGGACUCUGAGGGAACUGAGGGCAGCUCCCUCUUGCCUGGUGAGCAGCCCCUGCACACAGUGGAUCCAGGCAGUGCCAAGCAGCGGCCACCCAGGAGCACCUGCCAGAGCCUUGAGCCGCCAGAGACCCCAGUUGUCAAGGACAGCACCAUCGGUGGCUCACCACAGCCUCGCCCCUCUGUCGGGGCCUUCAACCCCGGGAUGGAGGAUAUUCUUGACUCUGCAGUGGGCACUAGUUGGGUCCCAGAAGAAGCCUCUGGAGAGGCCAGUGAGAUUCCCGUACCCCAAGGGACAGAGCUUUCCCCCUCCAGGCCAGGAGGGGGCAGCAUGCAGACAGAGCCCGCCAGACCCAGCAACUUCCUCUCAGCAUCUUCUCCACUCCCUGCAUCAGCAAAGGGCCAACAGCCGGCAGAUGUAACUGGUACCGCCUUGCCCAGGGUGGGCCCCGUGAGGCCCACUGGCCAGGACUGGAAUCACACCCCCCAGAAGACAGACCAUCCAUCUGCCCUGCUCAGAGACCCUCCGGAGCCAGGCUCUCCCAGGAUCUCAUCACUGCGCCCCCAGGGCCUCAGCAACCCCUCCACCCUCUCUGCUCAGCCACAGCUUUCCAGAAGCCACUCCUCGGGCAGCGUGCUGCCCCUUGGGGAGCUGGAGGGCAGGAGGAGCACCAGGGAUCGGAGGAGCCCCGCAGAGCCAGAAGGAGGACCAGCAAGUGAAGGGGCAGCCAGGCCCCUGCCCCGUUUUAACUCCGUUCCUUUGACUGACACAGGCCAUGAGAGGCAGUCCGAGGGAUCCUCCAGCCCGCAGCUCCAGGAGUCUGUCUUCCACCUGCUGGUGCCCAGUGUCAUCCUGGUCUUGCUGGCCGUCGGAGGCCUCUUGUUCUACAGGUGGAGGCGGCGGAGCCAUCAAGAGCCUCAGAGAGCGGAUUCUCCCUUGGAGCAGCCAGAGGGCAGCCCCCUGACUCAGGAUGACAGACAGGUGGAACUGCCAGUGUAGAGGGAAUUCUAAGGUAAGAUUCUGAUUUUGAUCUCCACUCCUAAAACUUACCUAUACCCUUUUCCAGUCACGCUCACCUGUUGGUGACACCAAUUCCCCUGAGGCCCCCACACUGACUCCCAUGCCUCUCUCCAGUUCCCUUUCCAUACAUCGCCAGCCAGGUCCAGCCACCCUCUCCUUUCCAGGUCCUCAGCUAUCCCCCCGCCCCUCCAUUCCAUCCACCCCCGCUGAGGCCAGGGACUAUUACCUCUGCAUUGGGCUUCUAGUGUUGCUGCCACCUUUGACCUCAGAGCAACUAAAGCCCCCUUUUUCAAAUGUGGCCUUUAUAAGGUCUUUACCCUCCUGGAGAAUCUUCAGUAGCUCUGUGUGGCAGCCACUGCAAGCCCUAUAUUCUUGGCUUGGCUGACAAGCCCCUCCGACAGCAGCUGCUUGCCAGAUCGCCACCCCCGCACCAGUUAACCCUCCUCCCCAGCUGAUGUCAGUUCUGCUUCCUUGCUUUUAGGAUCAUGUUGACAUAGAACCUGAGUCUUGGAAGGGCUCUCAGGGGUCAUUUGGCCCUGGUUCCCACCCCAAAGGGACUGCCCCUCUCCAUGUCCCCGACAGGGAGCCAGCCAGCUGGCUGUCACACACUCCCAGAUCCAGCCCAGUUCCCUGCCUAGCCACGGCCCAUGCCAUCUUCCAGUCAGACUGGGAGAAACGUCUUCCUCAUGCGAGGCAAAACUGGCUUCCCUGCCCCCUCCAUACUGCUCCUCCGUCCUGUUCUCAGGAAAACCCUCAGAUAUUUCAAGUCAGGUAUCCAUGUCCCCUUUGAGAAUUAUCUAAGCUAAGUAUGGCCAAGUCCCUCAAACGUUCCUUAUAUGAUAUGGUUUUCAGACCCCUCACCAUCCUGGACACACUCGUUUGUCAAUGUCCCUCUGAAAAUGUGGCGCCCAGCCCCGGACACAGUACUCCAGAUGUUGUCUGACCAGCUCAGAGAGAGUACAGUGGGACUGUUACCUUCCUUGAUAUGGACAGUAUUCUUCUAUUUGUGCAGAUUAAGAUUGCAUUAGUUUUUUUCUUAACAACUGCAUCAUACUGUUGUCAUAUGUUGAGCUUGUGGUCUAUUAAAACCCCUAGUUCCAUUUCCCAUAAACUUCUGUCAAGCCAGACCAUCUCUACCCUGUACUUGGACAACUUAACUUUUUUAACCAAAGUGCAGUUUAUAUUCACCUUUGUUAAAGCCACCUUGUUGGUUUCUGCCCAUCACCUGAACCUAUUGAAGUUGUGUGAAAUCCUAAUUCUGUCAUCUCCAUAGCCCUCCCAGUUGUGCCUCCUGCACAUUGAUGAGUGCCUGCUGUUGUCUUUGCCCAUGUUGUUGAUGUAGCUGUGACCCUAUUGUUCCUCACCCCUGCCCCCCGCCAACCCCAGCUGGCCCACCUCUUCCCCCUCCCACCCAAGCCCACAGCCAGCCCAUCAGGAAGCCUUCCUGGCUUCUCCACAACCUUCUGACUGCUCUUUUCAGUCAUGCCCCUCCUGCUCUUUUGUAUUUGGCUAAUAGUAUAUCAAUUUGCACUUAUUUGGAUGUUGUUUUCAUAUUUUUUAAAAUCUUAUUUUGUAUGUAUUGUACAUUCCACAUCCCUAAGAUUGUAAGCCCCUUGAGGGCAGGGACUGUCUUCCACUUUUUUUGUGUUUCUUUUUCCAUCUUGGGUUCUACUAAGAGAGAGCCUCUCCACAUUUGCCAAACAGGCAAUAAAUGUUGACUGACUGGCUUCAGGGCUGACUCACGGACUGACCCUGGCCAGCUGUCCCUAACUGACCAGCCUCUAGCUGACCAGUUAACCAGCUAACUGACUGACUCUGACUGACUGGCUGACCAGCUGGCUGGGUGAAUGACUAACCAACCAACUAUCUUGGUAACUGCCUAACUGACCAGCUGUUGCUUGGGGAGCCCAUUGAGCAACUGACUAGCUGAUUGCCUGGCUAAUUGGCUGGUUGGCUGACUAGCUGGGGUGACCCAGUCAAGUUUCCAGUCACACCCUUUACCAAGUGCAAGCCAGUGCCGCAGGGCUCUCCCACGUGUGGAGUGACAGGUCUGGGCCCCUUCUAGAGAGAUAGGGAAUUUGGCAAAUGCUCAAAACCAGGGGAACCUAUUUAGACAAGAGCCAGCAGUAACAACAUAUCUGGAAUCCUGGGGUCUACCUUGUCAGUGGGGUGGGCUAAGAUGGGUGAGUGGGUCAGCUGGGGCACUGGCAAGACUGUGAAAUGACCCAGGCCUCCUCAGAACUGGUUGCUGGUGGCUCAGUGCCACAACACCCUUCCCACUGGUCACCUGUCCCCAAACCCCUCGCCGUGGUCUCGGCCCUCUGUCCCACACCUCUACACGCCCACCCUCCUUUCCCCACUUGCUUAUUCUCAGGCCGGUCCCAAGCUUUCCUCUUCCCCCUCAAGAUUUCACUUGGAGAGGGAAUCCGGGGCAGCGGCUACAUCCAGAUCCCACUUGGCCCGGCAGGUCCAGCCCUAAGGUGGUGUCCAGGCCAGGCACCAGUGGCCUUGGAGAGAUUUGAGUGCCAGCCCCUAGAGUGACUGCUUGCUGUGAUUUGAGAAGUGAGAGAGAGAAACAUAGAGGCAGAGACUGAGAUAGGGACCCAGAGCCACAGAAAUGCAGACACCAGCACCUCAGCCCUAAGCAGCUAGAAGAUGGGGCAGCAGGCUGGAACUCGCCCACUGGGUCCUUCUCCCCUCCUGGGCCCUAGCUGGGCCUGUGGCCUGGCUGUACCCAGCAUGGCUCAUGUCCAGUUUAUGGUUCCCCUUCUUUCCCUCUAGAGCAUGGGAAUGGGCAGGGAGCCAGAGGCUGUGGUUCCAUCUUCCCUCCUUACCCAGUAGGGCCUAUGGAUGUUAGGGAGGGAGGCUCCACACAAGGUCCAAAGUCAAACUGUUGGAUGGGGUCCAGGGGAUUUCUGCUCUGGGAACAAAGCGUCCUGAGGAUGCUGGGCAAGAGGACAAGGAUGGGGGUGGAGGGGGAGAGGACAAGGCCCUGACUCCCAUGGAUGAUGCGGGAGGCAAGGCCCUCAGCCCAUCCAGGAGGGGCUGGGUUGCUUAGGGGUCGCGUGCCAAACGACAGUGUGGGAAUUUCCUUGUCCUGGCACUGCCUCUAGACUUUUCCUCUCUGGCCCAAGUUCUUCCUCUUCAGCUAGCUCUGCCCUACUGUCUUGAACAUCAUAUGUGAUGCCCCUCUGAUGAAUGCUGUGGAAGUGGAAAUGAAAGAUUCUUCUUUGCUAGUGUUAGCAGGAAUCACCCUUUGUUCACUGGACCAAGGCCAAUGAGAUGACCUUGCCUGAGGAGGGGUCAAAAGACAUUCAAGUGCCCGCUUCGCUCCUUGUCAGAGCCCUCUGCUUGAGCAGUAACCCCUCUUCCCAGCCCUGCCCAGACCUCUCCCGGGCCCCAUUAUCUUCCACUGAGGCCCUGAUUCCCUAGGAGGAGGUAGGAGGUGAGGCCAGUUUGGCCAGAGGCCUGGGCUGGUGCCAGAGAAAGCCGCCUGGUCUCUCUGUGGUGUCUGGAAAGGCCAGGGAAGGGAGGAAAGGAAGUCCCGCCUGCAGCACCGCCAGCAGCCCACAGGAAUGCCACACCUCCCAAUCCAUGUCCUCAACGACCCUCCCCGCAUUCCCACUCUGCUGACUAGCCUUUCCUUCUCUCCCACAGCUGGACGCACAGAACAGUCUCUCCGUGGGAGGAGACAUUAUGGGGCGUCCACCACCACCCCUCCCUGGCCAUCCUCCUGGAAUGUGGUCUGCCCUCCACCAGAGCUCCUGCCUGCCAGGACUGGACCAAAGCAGCCAGGCUAGGGCCCCUCUGUCUCAACCCGCAGACCCUUGACUGAAUGAGAGAGGCCAGAGGAUGCUCCCCAUGCUGCCACUAUUUAUUGUGAGCCCUGGAGGCUCCCAUGUGCUUGAGGAAGGCUGGUGAGCCCGGCUCAGGACCCUCUUCCCUCAGGGGCUGCACCCUCCUCUCACUCCCUUCCAUGCCGGAACCCAGGCCAGGGACCCACCGGCCUGUGGUUUAUGGGAAAGCAGGGUGGGCGCUGAGGAGUGAAAGAACCCUGCACCCAGAGGCCUGCCUGGUGCCAAGGUAUCCCAGCCUGGACAGGCAUGGACCUGUCUCCAGAGAGAGGAGCCUGAAGUUCGUGGGGCGGGACAACGUCGGCCUGAUUUCCCGUAAAGGUGUGCAGCCUGAGAGACGGGAAGAGGAGGCCUCUGGACCUGCUGGUCUGCACUGACAGCCUAAAGGGUCUACACCCUCGGCUCACCUAAGUGCCCUGUGCUGGUUGCCAGGCGCAGAGGGGAGGCCAGCCCUGCCCUCAGGACCUGCCUGACCUGCCAGUGCCAAGAGGGGGAUCAAGCACUGGCCUCUGCCCCUCCUCCUUCCAGCACCUGCCAGAGCUUCUCCAGGAGGCCAAGCAGAGGCUCCCCUCAUGAAGGAAGCCAUUGCACUGUGAACACUGUACCUGCCUGCUGAACAGCCUGCCCCCGUCCAUCCAUGAGCCAGCAUCCGUCCGUCCUCCACUCUCCAGCCUCUCCCCAGCCUCCUGCACUGAGCUGGCCUCACCAGUCGACUGAGGGAGCCCCUCAGCCCUGACCUUCUCCUGACCUGGCCUUUGACUCCCCGGGGUGGAGUGGGGUGGGAGAACCUCCUGGGCCGCCAGCCAGAGCCGGUCUUUAGGCUGUGUUGUUCGCCCAGGUUUCUGCAUCUUGCACUUUGACAUUCCCAAGACGGAAGGGACUUGUGGGAGAGAGCAAGGGAGGGGAGGGCACAGACAGAGAGGCUGCAGGGCGAGCUCUGACUGAAGAUGGGCCUUUGAAAUAUAGGUAUGCACCUGAGGUUGGGGGAGGGUCUGCACUCCCAAACCCCAGCCCAGUGUCCUUUCCCUGCUGCCGACAGGAACCUGGGGCUGAGCAGGUUAUCCCUGUCAGGAGCCCUGGACUGGGCUGCAUCUCAGCCCCACCUGCAUGGUAUCCAGCUCCCAUCCACUUCUCACCCUUCUUUCCUCCUGACCUUGGUCGGCAGUGAUGACCUCCAACUCUCACCCACCCCCUCUACCAUCACCUCUAACCAGGCAAGCCAGGGUGGGAGAGCAAUCAGGAGAGCCAGGCCUCAGCUUCCAAUGCCUGGAGGGCCUCCACUUCGUGGCCAGCCUGUGGUGGUGGCUCUGAGGCCUAGGCAACGAGCGACAGGGCUGCCAGUUGCCCCUGGGUUCCUUUGUGCUGCUGUGUGCCUCCUCUCCUGCCGCCGUUUGUCCUCCACUAAGAGACCCUGCCCUACCUGGCCACUGGGCCCGUGACUUUCCCUUCCUGCCCAGGAAAGUGAGGGUCGGCUGGCCCCACCUUCCCUGUCCUGAUGCUGACAGCUUAGGGAAGGGCAGUGAACUUGCAUAUGGGGCUUAGCCUUCUAGUCACAGCCUCUAUAUUUGAUGCUAGAAAACACAUAUUUUUAAAUGGAAGAAAAAAAAAAGGCAUUCCCCCUUCAUCCCCCUACCUUAAACAUAUAAUAUUUUAAAGGUCAAAAAAGCAAUCCAACCCACUGCAGAAGCUCUUUUUGAGCACUUGGUGGCAUCAGAGCAGGAGGAGCCCCAGAGCCACCUCUGGUGUCCCCCCAGGCUACCUGCUCAGGAACCCCUUCUGUUCUCUGAGAAGUCAAGAGAGGACAUUGGCUCACGCACUGUGAGAUUUUGUUUUUAUACUUGGAAGUGGUGAAUUAUUUUAUAUAAAGUCAUUUAAAUAUCUAUUUAAAAGAUAGGAAGCUGCUUAUAUAUUUAAUAAUAAAAGAAGUGCACAAGCUGC